Molecule: messenger RNA, 1356 nt
Organism: Ostreococcus lucimarinus CCE9901
Lineage: Eukaryota; Viridiplantae; Chlorophyta; Mamiellophyceae; Mamiellales; Bathycoccaceae
Exons: 1
Coding region: 13-1338 (441 amino acids)
Source: RefSeq, a predicted model, not a curated record
CGCGCGACGGCGAUGGCGACGGCGACGAUCGGUCGAGCGACGCUCGAGGCGACGCGCGCGCGCGCGCGCGCGACGGCGACGCGCGCGCGCGGACGAUGGGACGCGGGACGCGCGGCGAGGGCGAGGGCGACGGGACGCGCGCGCGCGACGGGACGCGGCGACGGCUUCGGGGACGCGGAGACGAAUCCAGCGGCGGGACUGAAAGCGCCGAGCACGCCGGAGAGCCCGCGAGGGCAGCAGCUGGCGUACAUACUGCGAACGGCGCCGGAGAUGUUCGACGCGGCGGUGGAUUCGCAGUUGGACGGGCUGGGCGAGGAAGUCGAACGCGAGGCGAAGAGCGCGAGCGAGGAGGCGAAGACGGAGCAGUUGGUGCUGUUUAAACGAAUCGCGGACGUGCGGGCGCUGGAGCGGAGGAACGGGCUGGAGGAUAUCAUGUACACGACGAUCAUUCAAAAGUUUUUGAGCGUCGGCGUGGAUAUGUUGCCGCCGUUGGACGAGACGACGAUGCUGAAGGGGAUCGAUUUGAAUCGGUUGACGGACGGCGUGCACAGCAAGGAGGCGCUGGACAUGGUGCGAGAACACCUGAUGGCCGUGUUGGGAGGGGCGGGGGAGAACGCGUACUCGUCGCAGCUCGUGCGGAUGUCCAAGCUUCAGGCGGCGCAGGUGUACGCGGCGUCGAUCAUGUUUGGAUACUUUGUCACGCGCGCGGAUAAGCGGUUCCAGCUCGAUCGCAUGGUGGGCACUUUGCCCAUGGACCCGAUGGAGAGCGCCAUGGCGCUCGAACGCUUGUUCAACAGCGCCAGCGCGAUGGAUUCCAUCGACGAGGCUGACGCGGCGCCGCAAAACUUUGGCGGCGAGGAUUUCGACUUGUUCAGCGACAGCGCCCCCUCGAGCGGGACGGGGAGUCAACUCACUCUGAAGCAAUACAUUCAGAACUUUGAUCAGUCCACGUUGGCGCAAACGGCGCGCAUCGUUUCCAUGGAGGGCGUACAAGUGGCCGAGCGCCAAACCGGCGCGUUGUUCGGUUCGAUCGAAGAUUUGCAACGCGAGAUGCAAGACGCGGUGGGCAUGAACGCGGUGACCCCGGAAGAGCUCAUGGAUGCGGUGAACGACGCGGUCGCGGAGAAGAAAGUACAGACGCUCACGCUCGCAUAUGCGUCGCAGCGUCGCCUUGUGCUCGAAGCCGUGGCGUUCGGCGCGUUUUUGCGCCAAUCCGAAACUUACAUCGACGGUUACAACCCCAAACUGUUGACCCCCACGCCGCGCGGUCCGACGGGCCCGCCCGGGGCCUCGCUCCCGUCCGGAGACGACGACGACGGCGGGAGUCCCGUGGCCUAGGUUAAUGCUUGAUUCAUU